UGUAUUAUAACGCAAGGUGAGAGAUACUCAAACAUACAUUCUCGUGCUUUCUUACUCAUAUAAAAAUCAAUUUUUAGAAUUGACUGAAUGGAUCUAUCUUAAGAAAUAGUCAUGAUUUCUUAUCGCUUCCUGUUCAGUGCAUUUUUAUUGAUUAUUCUUGUCGCUCUAAAACUGGUAUUCGCAUAUAAUAAUGUGAAUAUAGAAAAAAAUGAAAAUUUGAACGAGAUUUCCGCACGAUAUCGACUACCCAAGAAUAUUAUUCCUAUAUCAUAUGAUUUAUCGAUUUACACUCAUCCCACUGACGCGGAUUAUGAUGGUCACGUACGAAUCAUUUUACAAAUACUGGAAAAAACAGACUCCAUCGUUCUGCACACAGAUGAAUUAAUUAUACAACCAAAUAUAUCUUUAUCGGAUAAAUCAGGUCAAUUGAUUCCGAUUUUGUAUUACGUUUACGAUCAAGAAACACAAAUGUUUACGAUUAAACUAGUCCAUGCAUUGGAAUCUGCAGAAUACACAAUAGAACUAUUCUUUAAAGGAUACAUCGCAAAUGAUGUUUUCGGUUUUUACGCAAGUCUAUAUGAAGUUGAAGGAAAACUUAGACGAAUCGGCGUAACUCAGUUUUCACCCACGUAUGCACGUCGUGCUUUUCCAUGCAUGGACGAGCCAUAUUUAAAAGCAGAAUUUCAAGUGCGAAUUGGUCAUCAUAAAGAUCAAAAUGCGACAAGUAAUACUCCAGUGGAAUCUAUACGAAUGAAAAAUGAUACUUACUAUGUGACCACAUUCCGUCGCACGCCGCGAAUUUCCACAUACUUGGUAGGAUGGACAGUGCACAACUUUAUCCCGGAACGAUCAAGAAUUUCAGAGAAUUUCAAGAUGUGGACAAGAGACUCCAUGAAAUUUCGCGGAUCGAUGGCCUUGAAUCGCGGCCAGGAAAUUUUCUCGGCAUUGCAGACAUGGUUAUCGGUGAAGAGCCCACUCGAAAAAGUCGAUCAAUUCGCAAUACCAGAUUUCAAUUUUAACGCAAUGGAGAAUUGGGGUCUCAUCACUUAUCGUGAAUCCGUAGUAUUACAUGAGGACGGAAUCACGCCGACGAAAAUAGUGUUGAAUGGGUUGACAACGAUGGCUCACGAGUACGCUCACACUUGGUUCGGAAAUCUGGUGACACCUGAAUUCUGGAAUGUCGUAUGGCUGAAGGAGGGUUUCGCUACAUAUUUCCAAUAUUUUGGGGUAUCCAUAGCGGAUCCUAAUCUGAAAAUGAUGAACUUAUUCGUAGUAGAUUGUCUUCAACCGACAUUACUUGCAGAUUCUGAUGAUCAUAUACGUACAUUGAACGGACGAGGAGUCGGAAACCGUAGCAGUAUUAUGGCUACUUUAGAUUUCGUUUCUUAUAAAAAAGCUGCAUCCAUAAUUCGUAUGACCAAUCAUAUCAUCGGAAAUACAGCUUUUCAAUUAGGCUUGCAGAGUUAUUUGCACGAAAUGUCAUAUCAAGCAGUAUUUCCAUUCGAUUUAUAUCGACACUUGCAGACUGCGUCAGAUAAAUCAGGACAACUACCCAAGUAUCUAGUCGUAAAAGAUAUCAUAGAGUCCUGGGCAAAUCAACCGGGAUAUCCCUUGGUAACAAUUACACGAAAUUACACCACGAAAAUUCUUUUCGCCUCGCAAGAACGAUUUUAUCUGAGCCACCAUGCAACGCAAACGGAUAAAUCUGGUUGGUGGAUACCGUUGACUUUUGUAAUUGAAGAAUCAAAUACCACAUUUGAUCGAAUCAAUACUGCAGCAUGGUUGGAGCCGCAGGUCAAGAACGCGAUAAUUGGUUCUUUAGAAUCAAACUCAUGGGUGAUUUUCAACGUUCAGCAAAUUGGAUAUUAUAGAGUCAAUUAUGACGAGAAUAACUGGAAGAUGCUUAUCGAUUAUCUCAGAUCAAAGAACUUUAAAAAAAUACACGCAAUAAACAGGGCUGCACUUCUAGAUGAUGCCUUUAAUUUAGCUAGAGCCGGUUAUGUGAAUUAUUCCAUUCCAUUUGAUAUUGCGACGUAUCUUAUUCAUGAAACCGAGUAUGAACCGUGGGUUGCUGCGAUAAAUAACUUUAAUUUUCUCAAUCAUAUUCUCGCUAGCUCGCCGCGAGUACAACAACUUUUUCAGGUCUAUGCAAAUCACUUACUUAAAUCUAUAUACCGUUUACUGAGCUUUAUCGAAAAUCCAACAGAUAAUUUAAUGAUAAAAUUACAUCGUGAAUUAAUCUUAUCAACUGCAUGUUCAGUUAACAAUAUCCACUGUCUAAGGAAAUCAAAAAUUUUAUUUGAUUCUUGGAUUUCUACAUCGGAAAAAAGAAUAUCAGCAAAUCUCAAGAGUUUCGUAUAUUGUGCGGGCAUUCGCGUAAAUGAUGAUAAUGAUUGGUAUACAGUUUGGAAUCGAUUCCUCUGUACUGAUUUACAUACAGAACAAGAGCUCUUGCUAAAUGCACUUGGAUGUACUAAAAAUCCACAAUUAAUCAACAAAUAUCUUAAUAUCUCCAUAACUUAUGAAUUCAAUGUCCGCAAACAAUACAGGAUGAUGAUAAAUAACGCUGUUUUGAAUGGGAAUCCCGAAAAUGUGAAUUAUGUUAUCGAUUUUAUUCACAAUAAUUUGCAUGCAAUUCUAAAAUUAAGAGGAAUAGAUUUCUUAAAUAAAAUGCUUACUGCUAUAGGGAAUAAAAUUAUAACUGAAGUUCAAUUAAACAAGUUUCGCAUUUUUGUUGACGAGAAUAUAAAAAAUCUAGGAUCAGCAUUGAUCUUAGCAAGAAAAGCCAUAGCGGUUUCUGAGGCAUCCAUAACAUGGAUUAAUAAAUUUUCACCUGCAAUCGAGAAAGCACUAUUAUUUAAUUAA
Messenger RNA from Camponotus floridanus (Florida carpenter ant), 2865 nucleotides. Its product is annotated as aminopeptidase N-like. Lineage: Eukaryota; Metazoa; Arthropoda; Insecta; Hymenoptera; Formicidae. Gene Ontology annotation, cellular component: cytoplasm. Gene Ontology annotation, molecular function: metalloaminopeptidase activity; peptide binding; zinc ion binding. The record is from RefSeq and is a predicted model, not a curated record. Gene Ontology annotation, biological process: proteolysis; peptide catabolic process. Bases 112 to 2865 code for a protein of 917 amino acids. The transcript has 10 exons.